UAUGUCAAACAAAACCAAGCAGAACCCUAUUUCUUAAUUGUGGAUCAACAUUCAUGAGAAUGAAUAGCCUGGAAAGUCUGAAUUUGAAAUCAUCACUCUGAUGCUUUCCUUAAGAAAGGAACAUAAAUCGCCAAGAUGAGAAACAACAGCACAAGAGCAAAGUGCACUGAUCUCCAAAUGCCAUUUCAGCACACGCUCUAUGCAACCACUUACAUUACCAUCUUUAUCCCUGGUCUUCUGGCCAACACCGCAGCCUUGUGGGUUCUGUGCCGCUUCAUCAGCAAGAAAAACAAAGCCAUCAUUUUCAUGCUCAACCUCUCUGUGGCUGACCUUGCUCACGUGCUGUCCUUACCCCUCCGGAUUUACUACUACAUCAACCGCCACUGGCCUUUCCAGACGCCCCUUUGCCUGCUGUGCUUCUACCUGAAGUAUCUCAACAUGUACGCCAGCAUUUGCUUCCUGACCUGCAUCAGCCUUCAGAGGUGCUUCUUUCUUCUCAAGCCCUUCAGGGCCAGAGACUGGAAGCGAAGGUACGAUGUGGGCAUCAGCGCUGCCAUCUGGGUCGUCGUGGGCACUGCCUGUUUGCCACUUCCAAUUCUAAGAAGUACUGGCUUAGCCAACAACACUGAGUUCUGUUUUGCUGAUUUAGAGGUCAAACAUAUUAGCAUGGCUUCCUCCAUUGCCAUGGUAACUAUAGCUGAACUUGGAGGGUUUGUGCUACCUGUUAUAAUUAUUACUUAUUGCACAUGGAAAAUGAGAAAAUCUUUACAGGAAAUCCAAGUUCCCCCUCAGAAUACCAAAGAGAGAAAAAAGGCUUUGUGGAUGGUUCUGAUGUGUGCAGUGGUGUUCAUUGUGUGUUUUACACCUUACCACCUCAACUUCCCACUUUUUAUGAUGGUGAAGCAAGAUGUGUUUUCAAACUGCUCCUUUAUCAAGAGUACUCUAUGUUUCCACAUCAUUUCCCUGUGUCUUGCAAAUCUGAACUGUUGUCUUGACCCAGUUGUAUAUUAUUUUAUGACCUCAGAAUUUCGUGAUAGAUUUUCGGAACAUGGUGGCCUGGUUUUUCAGUCAUGUGUGAGAUGCAAGGACAGUGUUUUAGAAAUUCAUCACAGAAAUGAGGAUCUUCAAACUAUCUCUCUUGAGUUUUUGGAAGAUUCCAAGACAACAUAA
Pteronotus mesoamericanus is the source of this 1170-nucleotide messenger RNA. RefSeq names its product putative P2Y purinoceptor 10. The transcript has 2 exons. Lineage: Eukaryota; Metazoa; Chordata; Mammalia; Chiroptera; Mormoopidae. Gene Ontology annotation, molecular function: G protein-coupled receptor activity. The coding region runs from base 136 to 1170 and encodes 344 amino acids. Gene Ontology annotation, biological process: positive regulation of Rho protein signal transduction; phospholipase C-activating G protein-coupled receptor signaling pathway. The record is from RefSeq and is a predicted model, not a curated record. Gene Ontology annotation, cellular component: plasma membrane.